This is a messenger RNA of Cladophialophora carrionii CBS 160.54, 432 nucleotides long. RefSeq lists its product as uncharacterized. The record is from RefSeq and is a predicted model, not a curated record. The coding region runs from base 1 to 432 and encodes 143 amino acids. The transcript has a single exon. NCBI's taxonomy places the organism in Eukaryota, Fungi, Ascomycota, Eurotiomycetes, Chaetothyriales, Herpotrichiellaceae.
AUGGCGAAAUUCAUCUUCCAGCUCAACCUGUUUCUCAUGCUCCUGCUCACCGCUCUUCAAACGACCUUGGUCAGCUCUAUAGAACUCACGGACUUCGACAGCAUCCCCAUCAACGACCAGCAGAUUUUCGAAGGCGCAAUCACACGUCCCGGCGAAAGCGUCAUCUGUAAUUCCAAGCAGAGCCUCAUCCACAACCUCGAGCAACUCUCAUUCUACCUCAAGGCCGAUUGCCAAGAUCGCAACAGGUCAGCCGUCGGUUGUUCAUGCUGGCCUCCGAGAUGCGCCAGGGGAUGCACACCUACCCGCGCGUGCUGCGCUCAGAACACAACAGCGCUGGUUGCUGAGCUAGAAGGGUUCAAUGCCUUUUAUGCGGUCCAUUUCAAAGAAUUGUUUGGCGGGGCUCCACAGAAAUGCGCCCAGCUGGAGGAGUAG